AUGCCCGAGGUCUUUGAUAUUCUCUGGGGAACUCCCAUCACCAGCCACGCCUGGAACCGUGACCGCAGCCAGGUUGCCGUCGUUCCCAACAACAACGAGGUCCACAUCUACGGCCAACGCGGCUCCGAGUGGGUGGUUCUUCAUGUGCUGAAGGAGCACGACAAGCUCAUUACCUCGGUCGACUGGGCUCCCAACUCGAACCGCAUCGUGACCUGCUCCCAGGACCGCAAUGCCUAUGUCUGGAGCUGGGACACGGCCACCUCCAGCUGGAAGCCCACGCUCGUGCUCCUGCGUAUCAACCGAGCCGCCACCUUUGUCCAGUGGUCGCCGGCCGAGAACAAGUUUGCUGUCGGCUCCGGUGCGCGCAUGAUCUGCGUUUGCUACUUUGAGGAGGAGAACGACUGGUGGGUCGCCAAGCACAUCAAGUCGCCCAUCCGCAGUACCGUCUUGAGUCUCCAGUGGCAUCCCGACAACAUCCAUCUCGCCGUCGGAUGCGCCGACAUGACCGCUCGCGUCUUUUCGACCAUCGUCAAGGGCAUCGACUCGGUCUCGGCUCCCUCCGUCUGGGGCGGCAAGUCCAAGUUCGGCACCCUCGUCAGCGAGUACAAGAGCCCUGCGAGCGGAUGGGUUCACAGCGUCGCCUUCUCGCCCAGCGGCAACGUCCUGGCUUUUGCCGGACACGACUCGUCCCUCAACAUCUCGUACGGCCCCCAGGAAGGCAUCGUCAGCAUCAACACCAACCAUCUGCCCCUGGUCUCGAUCCUGUUCAUCUCGGAGAACUACAUCGUUGGCUGCGGACACGACUGUGUCCCUUACCUCUACAGCAACCGCGGAGGCAACUGGGAGCUUGUGGACAAGCUCGACCAGGGCAAGAAGCGCCCCUCGGCCACCUCCAGCGGUAUCUUGAGCAGCCGUUUCCUGGCGAUGGACACUCGCGGCCAGGCCUCGACUGAGGUCGAGCUCAACAGCAACCACCAGAACACGAUCAAGACCACCCGUGUCUACGAGGCUACGGGCAACGCCGUCACCAAGUUCAGCACCACCAGCCUGGACGGCAAGCUCAUCAUUUGGGAUAUCCUGGCCUCGGGUCUGGCCAAGGUGCAGCUUUGAGCGGCCGGCGCUGAAGGAUUGGCGCGGUUUGAUCCGGAGCCAAAGACGGACAGAUCCACUGCCGUGCCCGGUUGGCGCCUGCCCAGGCUUGGUUUUGUUUGUUCCUGCCUUGCGUGGUCCUGCCUUGCGUGGUCCUGCCUUGCGUAGUCCUGCGUCUCCAGGCCAUGAAUACAGCGUCCGCAGAUGAAAUCAGA
Molecule: messenger RNA, 1304 nt
Organism: Polychytrium aggregatum
Lineage: Eukaryota; Fungi; Chytridiomycota; Chytridiomycetes; Polychytriales
Product: WD40-repeat-containing domain protein
Exons: 6
Coding region: 1-1110 (369 amino acids)
Biological process (GO): Arp2/3 complex-mediated actin nucleation
Cellular component (GO): actin cytoskeleton; Arp2/3 protein complex
Molecular function (GO): actin filament binding
Source: RefSeq, a predicted model, not a curated record